GGAGCUGGGCCCCCUCCUCAUCCUGAGGGGGUUGGGUUGGGUCCCCUUUUCAUCCUGAGGGGCUCGAAUUGGGCCCUCUCCCCAUCCUGAGRRGCUUGGGCUGGGUUUGAUCCUCRUCCUAAAGGGUUCAGCUUGGUCCUCCUCCUCAUCCUGAGGGGCUCAGCCUGUGCUCCCUUUACCUGUGAGCAGCUGGAGCUGGGCCCCCUCCCCAUCCCGAGGGUCUCACUGUGGACCCCGGCCCCCUCUGAGGGUCUCCCCAGCUGGACACUCCUCACCCGGGUUGCUCACCCCUCUCCCUGUAAUCCUUAAACCCCAUCCUCAUCUCUGCUCCCUUUGGGGUGCUGCUGGCCUUGGAGGAGCCCCCUCCCCAUUAUCCCCUUUUUUUAAAGCCCCUGGRACAAUCUCGAGUGGUUUCAGGGCUUGGAAGAGCCUGUUUUUAACAGAAACGCUGGGAUUUAGAGGCUUGGGGAUCAGGAAACCCUUUGUUUUUCCUCCCACAGAGCCCUGCCUGCUUUACAUAAUAUUUUCCAUYGCUUGGAUGCUUCAUAAUGAGCCACUAAUCCGAGCAACACCUGAGUUAAUCUUUUGUUCCAGCAAUUUUCAGGCUGGGGACACAGCCCAGGUGUCGGUGACGCUGCUGGAGGAUCAGGGACACCUUUCCCUGUUGUCACCCACCGAUGUCCCUGCUCUGAGCACACCCCGAGGGCCCAGCAGGGCCCAAAAUCGUGAGCAGGAUGAGGAUCGUGGUGGCCAAAGUGCUGUGUCUGCUGGGAAUCUGUGUCCUGGUGCUGGCUGGGGCCCUGCUGCCCGUCAGGGUCAUCGAGGCCGACUACGAGAAGGCUCAGCGCUCCCGGAAAAUCCUGGCCCUCUGGAAUUCCUUCGGAGGUGGCGUUUUCCUGGCCACCUGCUUCAACGCCCUGCUGCCUGCCGUGAGGGGGAAGCUCGAUGAGGUCCUCAGGCAGGCCAACGUCAGCACGGACUACCCGGUGGCCGAGACCAUCAUGAUUGUCGGCUUCUUCCUGACGGUCUUUGUGGAYCAGCUCUUCCUGACCUUCCAGAAGGAAAAACCCUCUUUCAUCGACCUGGAGACCUUCAACGCCGGCUCGGACGCGGGCAGUGAUUCGGAGUACGAGAGCCCCUUCAUCGCCUCGUCACGGGGACGUGCCCUGUACGGAGAGCACGGGCCCCACUCCCACAGCCUGCACAUCCCAGAGCUGUCCCGCUGCGGCCCCCGCCGCCUGCUGGGGCUGGUGUUUGCCCUGUGCACCCAUUCCAUCUUCGAGGGGYUGGCGCUGGGACUGCAGGAGGACGGCAGCAGAGUGAUCAGCUUGUUCCUGGGAGUGGCCGUGCACGAGACGCUGGUGGCCGUGGCUUUGGGCAUCAGCAUGGCCAAGGCCUCGCUGCCGCUCAGGGACGCGGCCAAGCUGGCGGUGGCAGUGUGCCUGAUGAUCCCGCUGGGCAUUGGCAUCGGGAUGGGCAUCGAGAGCAGCCAGAGCGCUGCCAGCAGCAUCGCGUCCCUGCUGCUGCAGGGCAUGGCCGGCGGCACCUUCCUCUUCGUCACCUUCUUCGAGAUCCUGGCCAAGGAGCUGGAGGACAAGAGCCACCGGCUGCUCAAGGUGCUGUGCCUGGUGGUGGGCUACGCCGCGCUGGCCGGGCUGGUCCUCAUCCCGUGGUGAGCCGGGAGCCUCGGCAAGAAACGGAGCAAACCUCGCCCCUCCCCUCCCAUCGGCACCGGGAGGAGCCGCCCCUUCCACCGCUGGAGCUGCACCAGCCCCGCCCAGGCCGUGUUUCUUUAAUAUCCUGAAGGAGCAGAAUCUCUUCCCGUGUGCUCAGAGGGAGUGAGGAAUAUCCCAAGGGAUUUUCCCUGCCCGUGGGGCUGCGGGGAUUAGCGACACAAACAAUGAGGRUCUGGGUAAAGGCUGCUUCCAGA
Molecule: messenger RNA, 1930 nt
Organism: Malurus melanocephalus (red-backed fairy wren)
Lineage: Eukaryota; Metazoa; Chordata; Aves; Passeriformes; Maluridae
Gene: SLC39A3
Product: solute carrier family 39 member 3
Exons: 3
Coding region: 735-1676 (313 amino acids)
Biological process (GO): zinc ion transmembrane transport
Cellular component (GO): plasma membrane
Molecular function (GO): zinc ion transmembrane transporter activity
Source: RefSeq, a predicted model, not a curated record